Molecule: messenger RNA, 1656 nt
Organism: Rosa chinensis
Lineage: Eukaryota; Viridiplantae; Streptophyta; Magnoliopsida; Rosales; Rosaceae
Product: F-box protein CPR1
Exons: 3
Coding region: 154-1314 (386 amino acids)
Molecular function (GO): protein binding
Source: RefSeq, a predicted model, not a curated record
CCCAGUUCGAGUCCGCCAUACUUGUUCAGCAUACAAGUAGAGAGGCGCAUCCUCUUCCUUGCCUCUCUAGGGUUUGUGCCGACGCAUUUUACUGUGCAGAAAGACGAAGUGGUUUAGCUGAGGGAUUCUUCAUCGAGCUUAAGACCUGAAGCAAUGAUAGACUCUUUUCCUGAGGAAAUCAGCCAUGAUAUCCUAUCCAGACUACCUAUUAAGUGUUUGAUCAGAUGCACCUCGGUGAGCAAGCCAUUGUUGUCCAUUAUCAAAAACUCUGGUUUUAUUCGCGCCCACCUCAGACGUAGAAAUGAGACUCUACUUCUACUACAUAGCAGGUGCUACAGAGCUUCCACGCAUGAGGGAAUAGAAGAGGUUUACCGUUUGCAUUGUGAUAAUCCUGCUUUUGAUGAGUAUUGUAGGAUAGAUUUUCAAGUUGGCCGCAUGGUAGACCCGAUAAAUGGGCGUUUCCGUGUGGCUGGCAUUUGUGACGGGCUAGUGUGCCUUGCGGAUGAUUUAAUGUCUAAAGCUUUAAGCUACAUAAUAUGGAACCCAUCAAUAAGAAAGGCAGUGACGCUUCCCCGGCCUGGUUUUACGUUCGCCACUCAUGGUUCUUUUGAAGAUUCUAUUGGGUUCGGGUUUGAUGCUACGACCAAUGACUACAAGGUUGUUCGACUUGUCACUCUUGAAGAUCUUGUAGAUGAAGAUGUGGAAAAUCGAACUGUAGCUGAGGUUUAUUCACUAGCCACAGGCUCGUGGAGAAGUCUUGGUUCUGUUGGUCUUCCGUGCCAAAUAUUUUGUAUAAGACCGCAUGCUUUCUUCAAUGGGAACAUUCAUUGGGUUGUUCAUGCUGUUGCUUCCUUCUAUUUCAUUUUGGCAUUUGAUCUUGUUAGUGAGUCAUUUCGCAAGAUAUUGAUACCAAUUGGUACCAAAUUGGGCUUCAAUUCUCGAGUUUCUGUUACAGGAGAUGGGAAAUAUCUUGCUUUGUUCACGUGGUAUAAUGAUAAUCAUAUUAGUUAUCUUGAUAUUUGGGUUAUGAAAGAGUAUUGCCAGCAGGAGUCCUGGACCAAAAUGAUAACUCUCGCUCCACAAGGUCCAGAAGGAAGUGUGCGCCCCAAGCCAUUUUGUUUUAGAAAGAGCGGUGAAGUAUUUUUGGAACUAAGAGAACCAGAUUUCUAUUGUCGAUAUCAAACAUUAGUUUCACUUGACCCUGUGAGUCAACAAAUGAACAAUGUUGAUAUUCUUGAUUGUGAGUGUUAUUCUCUUGAUUCUUAUGAAGAGAGUCUUGUGUUACUCGACGUGGAAAAUGCAGUUUCCUGUUGAGAAAAAGAACAGGCCAGGUGUCAAUUGGGAGCAGAGAAAUCUAAUGACCUUUGGGCUAGUAUGUGUUGUCUGUAGCCGUGGGCUGUGAAAGUUGCUGCUUGGAUUUGCAUUUUUAGUUAUCAGGUGUUUUUUUUGCCCUUAAAUCUCUUAAGUCACUCUAUCUGAGUGGCUACUAGUUUAACCUUAUCCUACUGAUCGACUUGCCUUGUGAGUUAUGAUGAAUCUACUCUAUCAAAAUUUGCAAUGGUAUCUUUGUUAUGUUCCUAUUAAGAACGAACUGCUUUUUGUGUACAUGUGCAUGUUGUUGUGGCGUAUUCAAAUCACUCAUUGUUGAAACAGACA